Molecule: messenger RNA, 2484 nt
Organism: Gadus morhua (Atlantic cod)
Lineage: Eukaryota; Metazoa; Chordata; Actinopteri; Gadiformes; Gadidae
Product: interferon-induced transmembrane protein 3-like
Exons: 4
Coding region: 772-1194 (140 amino acids)
Cellular component (GO): plasma membrane
Source: RefSeq, a predicted model, not a curated record
CUUAAAGCAAUAGGAGCCUGCAUUGGCUAAAGAAUUGCGAUGCGCGUUAUUUUAUGACAGGGAGGGGCAAAGUGGUGCAUCUGCUUUGGUGUUGAGUAUCUGGUGUUAACCAUAACUAGUUGAACGAAUAAAUGGUAUUAUAAAUGAUAUUAUAAUACUAUCAGACUAUCGAAGACAGUCAAAAACGCCUUUUGAAAUAAUCUCCAGUCUGGAAGAGGCUACUUCACAACCUGGUGCCAGUGCUCCGUUUGCUCUCCCACUCGCAAAACAGGGAUCCCCGGGGUGUACCUGACUUAAUGACGGAGGUGGAGCUGGCUUGAGUGUGAGAGGCGAUUAGACCAACCAGGACUUAUAAAUGCCUUGUAAGCCUAUCAGUAAACUGCAAGUUGCGCGUCACACAAUUUACACCCCCAACAAGGGGAUUCAAUUGUACAGCCAGUCGCGAUAACUUGUAGUACUGUAAAACUCUUAGUCAAUGUUAUUUACGGUAGGCCUAAUCAAACAAACGCAUCAAACCAAAAUGACAAAUUAUUUCAUGAUUACUGAAUCCAUUACAAACAUUAAACCUAACAUUUCAUACUUCUAUGCUUCAAUAAUGGAUAUGCUAUUUUUCUGUUUAUUUUAUAAAAUGUAGGAAAAUUUAAUAUUGGUGCAAAACCACAACAAGAACAGUUUGAAAGCCGGGAAUGAGCAAUCUAUUGCACUUAAUUCUUUUGGGUUUUAUGAUGCGUGACGUGGACAUGGGUGGGUGUUUUUCUUCUCCAAACGGACAUGAUAAAAGCACACUGCUUCUUGCGCUGGCCUACUUUACUUCAUAAAGAGGAGAUACUGUCAGCACGUCCAUCAGCCCCGCAACUACAAGAAAUGCAAUAUAACAGGGACCUAGACACUGUUGUGACCAUCGUCAACCCUGUGGAGCAUCCCAGAGACUAUGUGGUAUGGUCCAUCUUCAGCAUCUUCUACGGAAACCCCUUUUGCCUCGGACUGGCGGCGCUGAUCUUCUCAAUCAAGGCAAGGGACAUGAAGGUGACUGGAGACCUGCAGAGAGCCAGGGGAUACAGCAAGUGGGCUCUGGGCCUCAACGUGGCCGCGCUGAUCAUUAUUGUUUUGAUUGUCCUUUGUCUUAUGAUUAUCCUUGAGAAGAAUCGCUUUGAGCACAACAACCGCAAUGGAUAUCCUUAUGGGAGUGGCUAGGAACAUGACUCUACCAAUGUCAAGAAGUUAAUUGCCCCUAUGCCAAAAACAAUAAUGAAGCUGAAUUUAAUUAAAUUACCCAGUAAUGCACUUUGUAACCAUCAACACAGCAAAAUAAAUAUUAGUCGUUAUUUUAAGCCACCUUUCAGAAAUAAGUGGAUUCGAAAAUAGUUUCAGCAGCCGCCCAAGCGAGCUCUCCAAGUUAAUGAUGCAUAGUCCUUAAAAUAACCGAUGGGUAGACCACCAAUGCACUUGAUGACAGUAGUCCAGAUGCAGCGGAAGACCAUUAUCGUUAAGGUUUUAAUUUAAUUUAGGCCUUUAUUAUAAUUAGAAAUUGAAUCGGGGCAAGAAAUGCCAAAAAUAGCCUCAUACUUUUUCUAGAUCUUGCAACAUUAAGGCACUUAAUUUGAAUGAGUCUGGGUCUUGGACUGAAUGUACUGAAUGUUACUACACUUUGCAUAAAAGCUUCAGCUAAAAUAAAUGUUUCACAAUGUAACAUGGUUUUAAAUAAUACAUGCGCUAUUUGUGAUCCAAUGUAAUGGUAUUUUACAUAACGGCUUCAGCUGAGUCAGAGAAUGAGAGGGAGAUGGAGGCUGGUUCGACGGCGGUCGUGGCAGGGCCCCAUGCAGGGCCUAGGACAGGUCUAGCAAUGCCACUGCAAAGGUCUUUAUGAGUUAUUAUAUGCAAAUUAGUUAUUUCAACUGUGGACAUGCAGCAUUACAAUGACAAGCUGUAAGCAGUGACUACGCUUACAUGAAAGUAACAUCAUGACAAUGUGUCCGCAUUUGAGCCUCAGACCGAAAAUUAUGUGACAAAACAGUAGUUAUCCUUUAACAAAGACGCAUUCUGAAUGGAAAUACAUCAGAGGAACCAUCAGGCGUCUUUCCUGAGCAAAAGACAGAGUGUUGCUCUCCGAAAGAUAGGUUUCCACCCACGGCAGGGCAGGGACAGACAGACAGACAGAGGAGAGGAGGCUACAGAAGCAGAGAUUGGAACAGACAGGAGCAAGGACGAGACAGAGUGAACAUUUGGAAGGAAAGGCCCCUUCAGGACCCCGACCCCAAAAACGACAGGUGUCCCAUUCAUUUUUUUUAUACACAAAAUACUUAAUUAUUAUAUUACAAUUUUCAGUUACAAGAUUAAUUCUAAUUGAAUUACUUCUGCUUCACAGUACCGUAAUACAUAUAUAUUUUAAAUGUAACUAUUAACACUUUUUUACCAUUAAAGAUGUAAUCAAAUCUGGAUUCUGCACUCAGCGUAUUGUAAAACAAUAAAGUAUAAACAAAAACG